GACUUCCAACGAUUACCGACCGACCGAGCAUUCCAUACCGGUACCGCCGCGCAAACACACGCCAUCUGGUAGCUACCAUCAUUACGAAACGCACUCCUGUCUUCAAACACACCUCUCUAUGGUAGAGCUUUAAAGUGGCCGCACUAUGAGGAGUUACCUAUCACCCCGGGGUGCGUCGACAAGCCAUUGUCUCGCGAGGAAAGCGAGGAAUGCGCCUUGCAUCGUAAUUAGCAAAGAGAGUUUUGGCGGCAAGUGAAUACAAAGUUUUCAUCAAUAUUGUCGUUGCCGGUUGAAAUUACUGACGCGACAGAAGGACUCGCGGACGAACGUGACCGAAGGAAAUUUGGCGCAAUUUUUUUUUUGUCACAAAUUGUGCAAACAAAUAUAUGUAUUGUUAUGCGCGGGCGCAACCAAAAAGUUUGUGAAAUUUUUGGCGAGAAUACAGAUUUGGAGGCGUGCUCAGGACACUCACGAUCGAUCAUUGCAUCCGGCGAUGAUCGCAGUGCAGGACGCAGUUCUCAGUGAUUGAUUGUGCGAAUUACUCGACGAAUUAUAUUGGUGUUUAGUGACAAACCAUUGCCUUCGAAGCUAACGACUUACGCGAUACACGAUGGAGUCGACGGUACCCGGCGUCCUGCUCAGCAUUGCACUGGCUCUCCUACCCAUAGUGUCUUCGAACCAGGACCACAUAGCCAAAGAAAACAUACCCCAUUCAAGGCAGAAGAGGAUACUCUGGAUAACAAACGAUGGACGGCUGGCAUUGCCACCGGGAACUACGAUGGCUAUCACGCCUUCUCUUUCAAUGCCAUUCGUACGUCAUCCUCCCAAAGGGUUUUUGUCUAACAUGACAGUCAGUUUUCCGUUUACAAUUGAUUUCGAUAAAUUGGGACUAACGGAUAAUGAGAACCCAUACGGAGACCUGCCGCCGAUCUUUGCCCGUUCUAUGGGCGGAGCUGCAGCAUCUGUAAUGGCCAAUUACAUCGGACAUUACCUUGACACACGACGAGGGAAGCGAUCGGCGAGAGAGGGUAUACCACCAGAAGUUGAAUCGGCUGUACUUGACAGAUUCCAUGGUGGAGAAAGAGCGUUAAUGUACGGUAUAGCAGAGGAUCUGUUGGCUAACUUUGGUCUCUCCGGUAAGGAGUGUCUCUUGCGUGCCAUAUGCGAGAUCCAUGCUCAUCCGCUUACCAAUUUUGGAUUUCUCGGCGAAGUGAUGAAGUUAUUCUUUAGCCCUAGCAAAUCGCCGUAUUCAAGUCUUUUAGAAGAGUACGUUGAAGCCCAACGAGCAGGCGAGAGCGGAGGCGAAUGUUGGCCAUACUAUCGACUCUGUCCUAAGAGCAUAUUCCAGCCCUCAUCGGCCAACAAAUAUUCGGAAAAUGCGGAGGAUAUACACAGGCGGAAUGAACAAGAAAACAUCGAUAAAAACAUCGUAGAAUUAAAGGCAAUGUAAUAUAAAAAAAAUAAAAGCGUAUCCCAAAUGUAGUGCUAGUUUCCAGCCAAAGUUGUUUGAAAAUUAAUCUAU
Messenger RNA from Papilio machaon (common yellow swallowtail), 1522 nucleotides. RefSeq lists its product as uncharacterized. Lineage: Eukaryota; Metazoa; Arthropoda; Insecta; Lepidoptera; Papilionidae. The record is from RefSeq and is a predicted model, not a curated record. Bases 611 to 1450 code for a protein of 279 amino acids. The transcript is spliced from 6 exons.